Molecule: messenger RNA, 1134 nt
Organism: Dibothriocephalus latus
Lineage: Eukaryota; Metazoa; Platyhelminthes; Cestoda; Diphyllobothriidea; Diphyllobothriidae
Source: the annotation of a GenBank genome assembly
AUGUCUGAACUCAAUGAACAGGAGUUAACUGCCAACGUACAAACUGUCUUCAGGAAACAUGCCGAAGACUUCCAAAACGACACAGUUUUACUCAAAAGUUACAUCGCCGAAGCAUUAGGAACAACUAUGGUUAGACUCCACAAUCACUUUAAAACCGACUUCGGCUAUAAUUAUGAGCCACACAAGAAUUUCUUCGUCGAAUUUUUCGCCACAAUCCAGUCUUACCUCUUUGGAACACGCGAUGGACUUGCUGACAUGGUGAACGUGUUCUUUGACGAACUGUUGUUUCGGAUGACACAGAUUCUUUUAAAUACAAAGAUGACUGACGAUUUAACCUACGUUAAAUGUAUUGCUAGUCAGUUGAAACCUCGACGCCCCUUUGAUCGAGCGCCCGAAAUAAUAAUUAACUUGACACAGGAGGCGUUUCCACCUAUCCGGAUAGCCAUCAAUUCAAUGGCGGUCGCCCACGAAGCUCUGUUGACUGCAGCCAAACCGGUUCCAAUGUCAACAGCAUGCACAUCAAAAUAUAUGCGCCUCCGAUUCUGCGGCGUAUGUCAUGGCUUCCUUUCGAUCCCGCCCUGUGAUUCAGCCUGUAGUGACCUGGCUGACGUCUGCACACCCCAACUCUCGGCGCUGUCAGGCGUUUGGCGCGAUUUUAUUUACUCCCUUCGCAAUGUGUUAGACCUGCUGCACAAAUUUCCUUCGGUACAUCGCCCCCUUCACAUGCAUCUCACUGAUGGAAUAAUGAACCUGAAGACGGUCUUCACUCGGCAUGAACAAGAGGUCCUCUCCAACUGCAGUGCACUUGAUCCUUCUCGACGUGGCGCGCCACCUCGGCAUCCUUGGUUUUCUCCAGACCAUAACAGUGGCAGGUCAAAACGCCAGGCCUCGGAGCAUCGAUCCGCCCUCUGGUCGGGCUCAGAGCUGGGACCCUCGGACAACGUGGCGCUUACUCCACAGGGUAUCGGAAACCUGCGGUUGUGGCAACAACAGACUCAGCAAAAGGUGAGCGCUUCUAUUUAUUUUUCUAGGGUUGCUUUACUGUAUUUUCGACACAGGGAAGAUCGUUGCAUGACGAGCACCACCAAUCUUCCCCAGAUGACCUCUCUCCUUAAGGGUUACUUGAAGUUUUAA